UUCUAGUAACAAAAUGGAAGAGGAGAAGAAAAAGACCGAGAAAAAGUCUUUGAACAGUCUAAUUAUCCAUCCGGCCAUAGAACCUGGUGUUAUUGACAAUGCCAUGAUUACGCGCUGCAUUUUGGAAUACGGCCCUAAGGAAGAAGCUGGUCGUUUAUUCGCCGAAGAAGGUGUCCAUCUUGAUGAAGCUCCAAUCGUUCGGUUAGAAUUCCAGAAUAUUCUGCGCAUUGACCAUCUCUGGAUGCUUACAUCACUCACAAAACUCACUUUAGCACAUAAUCGUAUCGAAAAAAUAGAAAACUUGGAACAGCUAACUGGCCUAAACGAAUUAGACUUAUCCUUUAAUUUUAUAGAGAAGAUCGAAAACUUGGAUGAACUUGUUAACAUCGAGGUGUUGACGCUUUUCCAUAAUAGGAUAAAGAAAUUGGAGAAUUUGGAAAAGCUGGAGAAACUGCUUGUGUUUAGUAUUGGCGAUAAUUUGAUCGAGGACUACAAAGAGAUGGCAUACCUCCGCCAAUUCCGAUUCCUGCGCUCAGUGAGCUUCAAGGGUAACCCGUGUUGCGAUGACCCCAUGACUUAUGAGUUCCUCAGGUCGGCUUUGGUGCGAGUCACGUAUCUAGACUACACGAUUGUAACGGAGGACGAGAGAGAACAGGGUGCUGCACUUUUCAGAGGAUUACUUCGAAAACUCGACGAUCAAGACGAGAAGGCAGAAAAAGAGCGUGUUGCACGUGAAGAAUACAACGCCCGAGUAGAAUUCUACGCCAUGUCCUUUGUAGAGUACAUGGCUGGACCAGAACUACUGGAUUCCAUGUUUGAGAAGGAUCCCGAUGGAUCGCUCUUGCUCAAAGUUGGAGGCGAGUUGCUGGGAUUUUUCGAGGAGUACAAAGAGCAAUACGUGGAAACCAUGGCAGGUCUGGUGGAGUUCGCUCAGGAGGCUUACACCGACCGACAGAACGAAAUCGGCCUGUUUAGGGAGCUGGUUGAUAACGCAUUGGCUGACAGCGUUGCGAAGGCUAAAGAUGUCAUCGCAGAAUACCAAAAAAAGAAAGACGAUCUAACAGGACAGUUGCAGGACAUCAUAAAUAAGUAUAACGCUAAGGAGGCAACCAUCGACCAGCUGGAGCCAAGUGUCAUGGAUUUGAGUGACACCUUCAAUGAUGUGUUGUAUGAGCUUUGGAAGUCGCUUAUGACUAUUGAGAUGCAGCUGUAUGAACAGUGUGAGGAAUCACGGACACAAUUCUCCGUGAACAUGACAGAGAAGAUCACGAAACUGCUGGAAGUUUCUCGAAACGCCUUUGGCGCCUGGCGUGAGAUCGAGGGCGUGUGGUCCAUGAGGCAGUUCGAAACCCUCUCCAAGCUGUUAGGGAAUAAGGUGUUGCUGGGUGACGCUCCCCCGGAGCUGUUCGAGAUAAUGAUGGACAGGGACGCAAUGAUGAACCUCGUGGCUCAAUCAUCUGACAACCACAGUCGUUUUAUAGAUGAUCGUGAAGACCGCCUGAUGACUCGCGCCAAUGCGUGGCGGGACGACCUCGUUCAAGGGACCAACGACAAUGAAGUAAAACGCAACAGAGAUCGGAUCCUCGAAAUUAACUAUUACAUAGACAACCAAAGAGAGGAGUGGACCGAUAUGCAGAUGCAGCUUACUGAAAACAUGGACCCAGAGACGGCAGCCUUGUUGGGAGAUGAAUUUUAAACUACAUACGAGUGUUUAUACCUAAUAUAAUUUUACUUUAAUAUUAGACAUGCGUAUUUUAAUACAAUAAUACCGUACGUAACGUACCUAAAUAGGUAUACCUACUUAGGGCCGGUUGCAUUAAACCGUAUUUCACCGUUAAAGCGUUCGUUACAUGUUAUGGGAAGUUCCAUUGACGUCUGCUGCGUGACGAUGAUGUGUCUGUCAAAUGUGGUUGAUGCAACUGGCCCUUAGUAAAUUAAAUCUCUUGAGCAAUUUUUGUUGGACUCUUGAUGUAGACGAGUAAAAAGUAUAUCUUGUAUCUUUAAUUCCGUCCAUUUAAGUUUGCCGUUUACUUAUUUCGUAUUUAUUUUCUCUUUUCUGAGAUUUUCUCUUCGUAUUUUUUUUUAUGUUUUCUAAAAUUCUUUUAUAAUAAAUAAAUAAUAAAUAUUAUAGGACAUUCUUACACAGAUUGACUGAGGCCCACGGUAAGCUCAAGAAGGCUUAUGUUGUGGGUA
Molecule: messenger RNA, 2193 nt
Organism: Leguminivora glycinivorella
Lineage: Eukaryota; Metazoa; Arthropoda; Insecta; Lepidoptera; Tortricidae
Product: dynein regulatory complex subunit 3-like
Exons: 9
Coding region: 14-1696 (560 amino acids)
Molecular function (GO): protein binding
Source: RefSeq, a predicted model, not a curated record